Messenger RNA from Rhinolophus ferrumequinum (greater horseshoe bat), 2206 nucleotides. RefSeq names its product phosphate cytidylyltransferase 1A, choline (gene PCYT1A). Gene Ontology annotation, biological process: CDP-choline pathway. The coding region runs from base 584 to 1687 and encodes 367 amino acids. The record is from RefSeq and is a predicted model, not a curated record. NCBI's taxonomy places the organism in Eukaryota, Metazoa, Chordata, Mammalia, Chiroptera, Rhinolophidae. The transcript is spliced from 10 exons. Gene Ontology annotation, molecular function: choline-phosphate cytidylyltransferase activity; phosphatidylcholine binding. Gene Ontology annotation, cellular component: endoplasmic reticulum.
UGUGUGCAUAUCCUUGCGGCUCUGAGAGGAGAAACGGUGGGGCUGAGACCGCGAGGAGACUGACUGAAAGAAGAAUGGGUCAGUGACAGCGAGGGCAGUGUGAGGCAGGGGCUACGAGCCUACUGUGAUCCAGUGGCAGUGACAGCGAGGGGACUGUGACCGAGAUGUAGCUGCUUGCGAGGGGUCUGCGACCCAGGAGCAGUGAACGCAAAGGGACUCUGACCUCGGAGAGAGGCAGAGGUUGCCAAGGAACUAUGACCGAGGAAGUAUGAGGCAGUGACCGCGAGGGGACUGUGACCAAGGGCCAAUGACUCGGAGGAGACUCUGAUCGAUGGGCAGUGACUGCGAGGAGACUCUGACCUAAGGGAACAUGAAGCAACGGCUGUGGAGAGACUCUGACCAACGAGCAGUAACUUUGAGCGGCUGACUCGGAGAAGAAAGAGUGUGGGACGAGUGACUGGCUAUGUUUAACAUCAGACUCUAGAAGAGUUCUUGCUACAACAGUGAUUCUUAAACCGGGUUGCGUAGGAAUAGGGAAGAUGUAGCAUACUUCAUAUUUUACCAUACUUUUAUUUAAAAUAAGAUGGAUGCACAGAGUUCAGCCAAAGUCAACACAAGGAAGAGGAGGAAAGAGGCACCUGGACCCAAUGGGGCAACAGAGGAAGAUGGAAUUCCUUCAAAAAUGACACGCUGUGCAGUUGGCUUACGAGAGCCAGCUCCUUUUUCUGAUGAAAUUGAAGUAGACUUUAGUAAGCCCUAUGUCAGGGUAACUAUGGAAGAAGCCAGCAGAGGAACUCCUUAUGAGCGGCCUGUGAGAGUUUAUGCAGAUGGAAUAUUUGACUUAUUUCAUUCUGGUCAUGCCCGGGCUCUGAUGCAAGCAAAGAACCUUUUCCCUAAUACGUACCUCAUUGUGGGAGUUUGCAGUGAUGAGCUAACGCACAACUUCAAAGGCUUCACCGUGAUGAACGAAACUGAGCGCUACGACGCAGUACAGCACUGCCGCUAUGUGGAUGAGGUGGUGAGGAACGCCCCCUGGACCCUGACGCCAGAGUUCCUGGCAGAACACCGGAUUGAUUUUGUAGCCCAUGAUGACAUCCCUUAUUCUUCUGCUGGUAGUGAUGAUGUUUAUAAACACAUCAAGGAAGCAGGCAUGUUUGCUCCAACACAGAGGACAGAAGGUAUCUCCACAUCAGAUAUCAUCACCCGAAUUGUCCGUGAUUACGACGUGUAUGCCAGACGGAACCUACAGCGGGGCUACACGGCCAAGGAGCUCAAUGUCAGCUUUAUCAACGAGAAGAAAUACCACUUGCAGGAGCGGGUUGACAAAGUAAAGAAGAAAGUGAAAGAUGUGGAAGAAAAGUCAAAGGAAUUUGUUCAGAAGGUAGAGGAAAAGAGCAUUGACCUCAUUCAGAAAUGGGAGGAGAAAUCCCGAGAAUUCAUUGGAAGUUUUCUGGAAAUGUUUGGUCCAGAAGGAGCACUGAAACACAUGCUGAAAGAGGGGAAAGGCCGGAUGCUGCAGGCCAUCAGUCCAAAGCAGAGUCCCAGCAACAGCCCCACUCGUGAACGCUCCCCUUCCCCCUCUUUCCGAUGGCCCUUCUCUGGCAAGACUUCCCCGCCUUCCUCCCCAGCAAACCUCUCCAGGCACAAGGCUGCAGCCUAUGAUAUCAGUGAGGAUGAAGAAGACUAAUUUUUCACCCCGCCUGUCCUCUCCCGUCCCUCUGUCCCAUCACCUGCAGAAGCUCUCUGUUGAAUUCCAAAUUGUGAUCCCAACACUACACCUAAGGACAGCGACAAGGAAAGACAAUUGGGGCAAGAGGACCUAGGCUGGGGGUCCAGACAGCCCAUCCUUCCAGAGACAUCUCCCACCACACUAAGGAGGCUGACUAUGUCUUAGAAGCCGGUUCUGCAUCCAAUACCCUCCCCACAGGCGUCGCUUUACUGUUUAUGUGAUCUUGACAGGGAAAUUGUCGUUUUUAUUUUUUUAAAAAUUAGUCUUUCAAAUUGUAAGUAGGACUAAUUUUUUGCCCCUGAGGAGUGGGCAGAAGGAAGUGGUAUGAUACCCAGAGGCCUUUUCUUCCUGAUACACUAUAGCGUUUGCCUUCUGUUCUGAGGCAAACUGGCUUGCCAAGUCCUUCAAGCAAUGAGCCAUGCUGAUGGGUGAUUUGGGGAGACAUAUACUUCUGGUUUCCUUUAAAAAAAAAAAAAA